Lactuca virosa is the source of this 1369-nucleotide messenger RNA. NCBI's taxonomy places the organism in Eukaryota, Viridiplantae, Streptophyta, Magnoliopsida, Asterales, Asteraceae. The record is from the annotation of a GenBank genome assembly.
AUGAAAUCUUUAGUAUAUGAUGGUAAGUUGUUUCAUCUGAGAUGUUGUGCCCAUAUUCUCAAUUUGAUUGUUCAAGAUGGGUUGAAACAAAUCGAUGUUGCUGUGGAAAAAGUUAGAGAAUGUGUGAAGUAUGUCAAAGGAUCUUCAGCAAGAAAAACAAGGUUUUCUCAAUGUUUGUCACAAAAUCUUUUGGACUCCAAAAAGGCUUUGAUGCAAGAUGUUACUACUAGGUGGAAUUCUACAUAUAUGAUGCUUUCUUGUGCACUUUAUUAUCGACUAGCCUUUUCGCAUCUUAGUUUGAGUGAUUCUAACUUUCAAGAUUGCCCGUCCUCUAAUGAAUGGGAAAGAGUUGAGAAAAUAUGUAGCUUUAUGAAAGUGUUUUAUGAUGCAACUCUUCAGUUUUCAGGAUCACUUUAUCCUACUUCAAAUUUGUAUUUCCCUCAAAUAUUUGGAAUACAUUUGAAGUUGGUUGAAGAGAAGAAAAGUCCCGAUGAGUAUAUGACAAAAAUAGCUACCCAAAUGUGGAAUAAGUUCAACAAAUAUUGGGCUGAUUUUAAUGUUCUGUUAGCUAUUGUUGUGGUGUUUGAUCCUAGAUAUAAGUUGUCGUUUAUUGACUUUUGCUAUAAAAAACUCUAUGGAGAAGGUUCAUUACAAUUUAAGGCUAUUGAGAGUGCCCUUUAUGAACUUUAUGACGAAUAUGUGCAAGCUUCAAAAAAUGCAACAACAUACGACUCGACAUCACAUCAAGGGAGCAACGACAACAUUAGACAAAGUAAUGUUGGGGGAGAGUCUAGUCAAAACAAAAUUCUUGAGGAGUUUGACGAAUAUGAUAAUGAUGAUUCGGGUUGUCAAUUGCAUGUAUACCUUCUUGAGCCAAGAGCUAAAAGAACUUCUUCCAUUAACAUGCUUGAGUUUUGGAAAGCCCAACAAUAUAGGUACCCUGAAUUAACUAAAUUAGCUAUGGAUACACUUUGUGUUCCCGUUUCAACAGUAGCAUCGAAAUCGGCUUUUAGUCUUGGUGGAAGAAUUUUGAAUGAAUAUCGAAGUUCCAUGAAGCCCGAUGUGGUUGAAGCUUUGGUUUGUAGUCGGGAUUGGUUGUUUGGAGAAAAAGUUGAUUUGAAUGUGGCUAUUGACAACCUAACUCAAAAUGUGUCAUUUGGUUAUCUUGAAGAAGUUGGUGUUGGAGGAAGAAAUGGGAAUUGUAGCAUGAAUGAAUUAUCACAUUUGUUUUUGGAUAUGUUUGAACAAUUUCACUUUUCAUGAAUGUUUUGAUUUUUGGAGUUUUAUUUGGAUGUUUAUGACUUUAUGUUUAAUGUUUAUUUUGGAUGUUUAUGACUUUAUGUUUAAUGUUUAUGACUUUUAGACUUCA